AUGGCCGUAACAGAAGAAAUAGCAUUACAUACAGCUGUCGCAUCUCACGAUACACAUUUUCCUACUAUUAUCAAGUUCACGAAUUAUUCCAAGCUGGAGAGAUUGAUCAGAAUAAUGGCAUAUUGUCUGAGAUAUAUCGAUAUCGCCAUACAUAAAUUAUCACCGAAGGGUCCCUUUACGGCGGAGGAAUUACAGCAAGCAACAAUUGUAUUGGACGGCACGCUGCGCAUAGGAGGUCGUCUAGGACAUUCAGACUUUCCGUUGAACAAAAGACAGCCGAUGAUACUCUCCUCAAAACAUCACCUGACUAAGCUCUUGUUCGAGAGUGAACACAAGCGUUUAUUACACAUCGGACCGCAAGCGUUACUGGCGCAAAUGAAGGAGCAAUACUGGACAAUCUCAGGUCGUAAUUUAGCCCGCCAGGUGGUGCAGCGCUGCAUACGGUGUUUUCGUAACAAGCCUAGAACGAUUACACCUCAGAUGGCCGACCUACACCGGGAUCGAGUCAAUCCGACUCCGGCUUUUUAUAACACUGGCGUGGAUUAUGCCGGGCCCAUCAACACGAAAGAUCGCAAAGGACGAGGCGGUAGGACUUACAAAUCAUACAUCUGCUUAUUCGUGUGUUUGACGACUAAGGCCAUCCAUUUAGAGUUGGUUUCCGAUCUCACAACCGAAGGUUUCAUACUCGCUCUGCGCAGAUUUGUGGCACGGCGAGGGAUGCCCAACAAAAUAUCAUCCGGCAAUGGCACCAACCUUGUUGGAGCACAUUCCGAAUUGUUACGACUCGGAGAAUUCCUCACCAAAAACGAAGGUGAAUUAGCAAGUCAUUUAGCAUCCGAAAGGAUCAAUUGGAGUUUCAUACCUUCCUAUUCACCGCAUUUCGGAGCCGUACCAUGCCCGAAUGUAACUGAUAUCAAGGAAUCCCGUUUGUCGCGAUAUCAAAGAAUACAGCAGAUUCAACAGAACUUCUGGAAACGAUGGUCGAAAGAAUUCAUUUUUGAAUUGCAAUGCCGCACCAAAUGGAGAGAAAACCAAGGAAAGCUCAAGAUCGGAGAUUUGGUGCUCAUAAAGGACGACAAUCUUCCUCCACUCCGUUGGCGUCUCGGUAGAGUCGUCGAAUUACAUCCCGGAAUAGACUUAGUGACUCGAGCAGCUACUGUAAGGACUGCUAAGGGAUUGAGUCGACGUGUUACGUUAAAAUUGUGUCCAUUGCCAAUAGAAGCAACGCCACAAGAAGCUGAUCCUCAACAGUCUAAUAUCUAG
Cyphomyrmex costatus is the source of this 1263-nucleotide messenger RNA. RefSeq lists its product as uncharacterized. Lineage: Eukaryota; Metazoa; Arthropoda; Insecta; Hymenoptera; Formicidae. The transcript has 3 exons. Gene Ontology annotation, molecular function: nucleic acid binding. Bases 1 to 1263 code for a protein of 420 amino acids. The record is from RefSeq and is a predicted model, not a curated record.